UGUGCGAAGUAUUUUCUGCUCUUCAACAAUGAAAAUCCGAAAAUGAGAAAAGAAAGGGAAAGGAAAAGAAGUAGCUGAAACUGAAAAGUCAGAGUGUGUGAGAAUAAGGAAAACGCUUCCGAAUGCAGAGCUUUGAAUCCUUUCUUUCUUGGCAGAGAAAACAAUGGAAAGCGAAUAUUGAAUAUUCAGAGGAUGAUAAGAAGACAAAGCUUGGCUCUUUAAAGAAGGUAGCAAUCAAUGCAUCUUCAAAGUUCAGGCAUUCCUUGCAAAAGAAGGGGAGGAGGCAUAGCAGGGUUAUGUCUGUUGCUAUUGAGGAUGAACUUGAUGCAGAAGAGUUGCAGGCAGUUGAUGCUUUUCGUCAAGCACUUAUCUUGGAAGAGCUAUUACCUGCAAAACAUGAUGAUCAUCAUAUGAUGCUAAGAUUCUUGAGAGCAAGGAAAUUUGACAUUGAGAAAACAAAGCAAAUGUGGGCUGAUAUGCUUCAGUGGAGGAUGGAGUUUGGUGCUGACACCAUCAUGGAGGAUUUUGACUUCAAGGAGAUAGAUGAAGUUCUAAAAUACUACCCUCAAGGGCAUCAUGGAGUUGAUAAGGAGGGACGACCAGUUUACAUAGAAAGGUUGGGUCAGGUUGACUCUAGCAAGCUGAUGCAAGUAACAACCAUGGAUCGCUAUCUUAAGUACCACGUAAGAGAGUUUGAGAGGACACUCGUUGUUAAGUUCCCUGCUUGUUCGGUUGCAGCAAAGAAGCACAUUGACCAAAGCACAUCUAUCUUGGAUGUGCAGGGAGUGGGUCUCAAAAGUAUGAACAAAAUUGCCAGGGAUCUCAUCCAGCGUCUUCAGAAGAUUGAUGGUGAAAACUAUCCUGAGACCCUGAACCGUAUGUUCAUCAUAAAUGCUGGUUCUGGAUUUAGGCUGUUGUGGAACACUGUUAAGUCAUUCCUAGAUCCCAAGACCACCUCAAAAAUCCAUGUUCUAGGUAACAAAUACCAGAGCAAAUUGCUUGAAAUCAUUGAUGCCAGUGAACUUCCAGAGUUUUUGGGUGGUACUUGUACUUGUGCAGACAAAGGUGGUUGUUUGCAUUCAGACAAGGGGCCAUGGAAUGACUCAGAAAUCUUGAAGAUGGUUCAAAAUGGCCAAGCAAAAUGCAGGAGGAAAACCGUAUCUGGGGUUGAGGAGAAAACCAUCAUUGAAGAUGAAUCAGCAUAUCAAAAGGUGGCAUGCCAUGUGCAAGGUUCACUGCCAAAAGGGGAGCAUCCCGAACCCUGUGUUGCUCCAGAAUCGCGGCUUUGUAGCUUAAUAACAUUUAAUAAUCUGUAUGGUGGGGAAAAAGUCUCCUUUGUCCCAGUGAUUGGCAAGCCAGUCAAUGCAUCUUGGAAAAAAACUGUACAAAAUGAUCCAGAUUGCUUACGAGAUAAUGCCUGCAAGACUUCAAAGGGGUUUACAAAUCGAAUUACUAGUGGAAUCAUGGCCCUUGUUAUGGGAGUUGUAACAAUGAUCCGCAUGACACGGAACAUACCAAGGAAAAUCACUGAAGGUGCCUUGCAUGGUAACUCAGUAUAUGGUGAUGGGAAUGUGAUGAAAGCACCUGUAAUUUCCAUUGAUGAUCACAUAGCCCUGAUGAAGCGGAUGGCUGAACUAGAAGAGAAAGUUAAUAUCCUUGCUAUGAGACCUGCCAUGCCACCUGAAAUGGAGCAAUUGCUGAAUAAUGCUCUAAAUAGAGUCAGUGUACUGGAACAAGAGUUGGCUACUGCCAACAAGGCUCUUGAUCAUGCCCAUACUCGACAAGUGGAGCUCCAAGCCCACAUUGAUAAAAAGAAGAAGAAGAAGUUGUUCCGCUGGUAA
Abrus precatorius (Indian licorice) is the source of this 1841-nucleotide messenger RNA. RefSeq names its product phosphatidylinositol/phosphatidylcholine transfer protein SFH3-like. The record is from RefSeq and is a predicted model, not a curated record. The transcript is spliced from 15 exons. The coding region runs from base 123 to 1841 and encodes 572 amino acids. Lineage: Eukaryota; Viridiplantae; Streptophyta; Magnoliopsida; Fabales; Fabaceae.